This is a messenger RNA of Folsomia candida, 2207 nucleotides long. RefSeq lists its product as uncharacterized. Lineage: Eukaryota; Metazoa; Arthropoda; Collembola; Entomobryomorpha; Isotomidae. The record is from RefSeq and is a predicted model, not a curated record. Bases 16 to 2133 code for a protein of 705 amino acids. The transcript is spliced from 6 exons.
UUUUUGUCACCAUGAAUGAUUUCAGAACAGUGCACACAUGUGUGUGUACGUUCACUUAAUAGCUUUUUAAUAAUGACAUGUCCUAAUUUCGUGUCUACUACAGAACAAUGGUACCUUUUGAGAACAAAUAAUCUCACAUUAAUCAUGGUGAAAUACUCACAUUUCUCCGAGUCACCCACGGUGGGAAUUUACUACAUACUUAUUUUGGUUUGGCUAACAAUGGAGGGGGACGAGUCAUUUUCGGACGACGAGGAUUUCGUCACAACGCAGAAGAGGACGAGGCGGAGGACGACACCGAAGGUGGUUGAAAAAAAGGCGAAAUUAGUGAAAGCCGGUCCAUCUACGCCUGCUGCUAAAUCUAACCCUUCCACCGCAAAGACUGCUACAGCCGCCCCUGAUCCUAGCAAACAUUUGGCCGUGGAGACUACGAGAGCCCCCAACUGUGAUGAAGGGGAAUUAAAUCCCCCUGGUUCGAAGGAUAAGGAGAAGAGAAAGUCGGAAACCCCCGGAAGUCGUGCUCGUCAAGACCAGACUUUCCAACCCGUCCCAUGGUCCUACAUUGUUGAUGAGGAGAUGGAAGUGGAGGAGGAAGAGAUGCGACUCAGGGAUGGGAGGGGGAUUAUUUAUAGAGAUGGGGAUUUGGCUGAAGAGUUCCAAAUAAGAUACGUGGCUUCGUCGGAUGGAAGAAUUGGCACAACGGUCAAAGGGGAAGGGGGGGAUAAAAUCAGGAAGACGAUUCUGCGGUUAGUUGGACUGGCUGAGACUGAAACCACUUCCCCUGACCUCGAUGUUUAUGAAGCCUCCCCACAACUUGUUUUGACCCAGGAGGAGCAGGGAUUGACCGCUGCACAGAGGGAGGUUCUCUUUCAGGAGAUUUUCCUUAGAGGAGGUCGUGUUGAACUUGAUGAUAAACCGGGAUGGUUUUUAAUUAUUCAUAAGGCCCCCACCACUGGGUUAAUACAUUUAUGUUUGGAGAAGCCUCAUAUUCAUUCUAGAGGAGUUUUGUUAUAUACAGCUGCAAGACUUUGUACGGAACCAAAAUGUUACCAAUACAACCAAACUCUCUCGAGUGAUGCCCUCCCCAAAUGUGUUCAACAUAAAUGCGAUCCGAUUUAUACCGUGACGAAAGUAACUGAUUACAAUCGGACGGACGUGUUGGUGUUUCUUCACAUUAAGUCAGCAUUCUCUGUAGCAUCGGAUAUGUCCAGUGAGAAGAAAGAUGCGCAAAUAGAAUUGCAUCUUCAUUACGUAUGUUCCAGUUACCCGCAGUGGACAAAGUAUUGUGCCACGGAGGGCCUAGCAAGUCGACCAAUCCCCAAAUCCAUAUCGCGACACAAUUUUAACAACGAAGGCGAUGCUUUAAGGAUGCUGUCGUUUGAAUCGACCAUUGGCAUGUUUAUCAAACUCGCCUCUGGAUCUCAACCCGUCAUCAAUUUGGAUGAUUUUAUCCCCUUGUGUUAUGGAAUGGAGGGUGAGAUCGACGCACGACUGAAAGAGUUGGGGAUAGAGCUCAAGAUUCGUCGCCAUUUGACACUGGCGGAGAGGAAGAAGGUCAAGUACCCAUUUCCGGGAGAGUAUCUUCUUGGAACUGAAGCAGCAGCACAACAACAUCCGGAGAAGGGGAAGACCUUUUUGUACACCAUCAUGAGUCGGAAUAUGUGGUACUUUGGGUGGAGCAACACCCCCGAUUUCAAGGUCCGUCUGAACGAGAGGGGGACUGAUGGUGCUACAGAGUACAAACGCAUAACAGAAAAGAGACAGAAGGGUAGGGAGUUAGAGAUAAAGGGACUGAAACAGAGAGAUAGACAGUUAGGUAGAACAGAGGAGUUAUGUAUUUAUCCACCCCCACUGAAAGCUCCCACCAUGACGUGCUACCUACUCGCCAACUGUGAGGAUGAUGAUGAGAAAUCCAUCAAGACCAAGACCAUCGAAGCAAAAAUGAUAAUUGCAGGCUAUAUUGCUUAUUUGUUGGGAUUGCGUAAUCCUAUUCGUCCUAAUUCUGAUGUAGGUUACUCUGUUAAUAAGUGUGUGUUUAUUAGUUUAGUUGAUUCUAAUUCGUGGGGUGAGAUUUGUGAGUUUGUGAAGUUGCUCUGGGAGUUUGAGCCGAUGUUGGGGAAAUAUAAGAGAAAUUGAAUUUUGUUGAUAUUUGUUGUGUACGUAAAACGACGAUGAAAUAAACUGAGUAACUCACUCAACAAAGCCGCCGA